Messenger RNA from Cornus florida, 1806 nucleotides. RefSeq lists its product as uncharacterized. Lineage: Eukaryota; Viridiplantae; Streptophyta; Magnoliopsida; Cornales; Cornaceae. The transcript is spliced from 5 exons. Gene Ontology annotation, molecular function: DNA binding; protein binding. Gene Ontology annotation, cellular component: nucleus. Gene Ontology annotation, biological process: regulation of DNA damage checkpoint. Bases 46 to 1545 code for a protein of 499 amino acids. The record is from RefSeq and is a predicted model, not a curated record.
ACACCUGUCUGUCUCUCCCUCUGCAACUGUGUCUGUGUCUUUCCGAUGGCGCCUCAAAAACUUACCGAAUACGAGCGUCAAAGACUGGAGAAUAUCAAGCGUAAUGGGGAAAUGCUCGCUUCUUUCAAGAUCCAUUCCAAAGUCAAUGAACUCUCCGCUGCAACAAAGCGCCAAAGAGUACAAAACAAAUCUUACAAAGUUAGCCCUGCGAAGAAACCGAAAACUGAAACCCCAAUUGUGAUUCGGAGGUCCCUCCGGACCCGAGGGAUGCCGCCAGAUUCAUCAACUGCAGGUGGCCUCAAGGACGACUUUGAUUUCAAAGAAACCCCAAACAAAACCCUAAAAUCACAAACUACACCAAAGAAGUCGUCUCGUGAAUUGGGUCCUCUUAGUAUGAAAGAUGCGUAUAGGGGUACCACCUCUGAUCGAACGCUCAUCGAAACAAUUUUGGGUGUAUCGAAGAAGUCGCAAUUAUGUUACGGUGAUAAUUUAGUAAAAGGUAUUGAUGAGGGUUCUAGGGAUUGGAUUAUGGGAUUGCCUGAAAAUGAGAAAUUAGGUUACCCAAUUAGAGUAAGUAGUUCUAUUGAUCUGGAGUCACUGGAAUUAGAAGAGGAGAGUAUAGCACGGGUUGUGCCUGGGCGAAUAUUCUCUGUUCGGUUCUUUCCGUCAGCGGAUAUGAAAAUGGUUGUUGUGGGGAACAAGUUUGGGGAUGUUGGACUUUGGAAUGUUGAUUCUAGUGAGGAGGAUGGAGAUGGGAUUUAUCUGUACAGUCCACAUUCCGGACCAGUUUCAGGGAUUGCAAUUCAGCCGUUUUCACUGUCAAAGAUGUUUACCUCAUGCUAUGAUGGAUUUAUUCGAUUGAUGGAUGUUGAGAAGGAGAAAUUUGAUCUGCUAUAUUCCUGUGAUAAUGCCAUAUUUUCUAUUUCUCACCAGCCAAAUGAUGUGAAUUCCUUAUAUUUUAGUGAGGGUCAUGGGGGACUUGGUAUUUGGGAUGCAAGGGCAGGAAAAUCUUUAACCUUAUGGAAUUUGCAUGAAAAAAAGAUCAACACAACAGAUUUUAACCCAGAAAACACUAACAUUAUGGCUACAAGUUCUUCCGAUGGGACAGCCUGUAUUUGGGACUUGAGAAAUAUUGAUGCAGAUAAGCCAAAACCUUUGAAGACAAUUGGCCAUAAAAGGUCUGUGCAGUCUGCUUACUUUUCACCUUCUGGGAGCAGUCUUGCAACAACAAGUUUUGAUGACAAAGUUGGUUUAAUAAGUGGAGCUAAUUAUGAGGAUAUAUCUAUGAUAUAUCACAAUAACCAGACAGGCAGAUGGAUCUCUUCAUUUAGAGCAAUAUGGGGUUGGGACGAUUCAUAUAUCUACAUUGGCAGUAUGAAAAGAGGAGUUGAUGUAAUCUCUGCAGCUCAGAGAAAUAUUGUCGCCACUUUAGAGAGCCCACACGUGUCUGCGAUUCAAUGCCGCUUUGAUGCUCAUCCUUACAAGGUUGGUAUGCUUGCAGGUGCCACAAGUGGGGGUCAGGUUUAUGUGUGGAGUUCAUGCUAAGAAAAUAGCGUCUUUCUGCACCAGGUUUAUGUUGUAUUAUCUUUGGUGGGUUUAGUUUCAUGUCAAUUUUUUUCCUAUGACUUAGAAGUUUUGUUAUUGCUUGAACCAUUAUCGGAUGCUUAGGUUCUAUAGUACACUACCAUUUUAGUAUUGCAAUUUGAUCGGACAGAUGAUACCAAUCAUCAAACAAAUUUUAUAUUUGAUGUAAACAAUUUUUAUAUAUGAUGUGGAAUGGAUAAGUUAAAUGUAGGAUCUUAUUAA